AUGAAUUAAAUUUAAAAAAGAACUUGCGAAGAACAUAAAUUAACUUACACUAGCAUUUAUGUCGAUUCCAACUCUUAAAGUGUGCUGAAAUGUUUGAGAUGUCUUUAAUAAAAUCUCGAUUUUUAAAAAAUAAUACCUAUUGAGUCUAUUCAAAAUAAUGAUAAUUCAUUACUACAAAAUUGGACUUUAUCUGAAGAAAAAAACCUAACAGAGUAUUUUAAAUAAGUCUAAGAUGAGAUAAAAUAAUAAAAUUAUGAUUAGAAAAUAGAAAGUACUAGGAAAUAAUUUAAGGAGUUUCUAGUAUAACUCUCAGCCAUAAUAGAAAAAGAAAAGGAUAAAUAACUAUAAUAAAUAACGAAUGAAAAAGAACUGCUGUAAAAGUAUUUUUAUUAGUAUCAAGAUCUAACAUAUUGGGUAUAAUUUAAAAAUCUAAUGAUAAAUGAGCAUUAAUAUUAAACAUAAGAAUUAAACUAGCGUUUAAGAUAAAUAAUCCAAAAUUCAGUAAAUAACUAAAAAAAUGCCAAAAUUAUUCUUUCAAAAUUAAUGGAUGACAUUAAACAAUAAAAAAAUCCAUAAAAUUCUAAUACCAUUUUCUAAGAAAUUUACAAAUUAAUAGAAGACUUUAUACUCAAGAUUUAAGGUAGAAAAUCAAAACCUGUUUUCAGUUUCUAGUAAUAGAAUAAUAAUUAAUUUAGCUAAGAAAAAAAUGAAUAAAAUUAGAAUCCAAACAUCUAAGAUAAUUCUAAAAAGUUUAAUUUUUAGAAAAAUGGUAAUUUUUUCCCUAAUUAAAAUUAAAACUGCAAUUAAUAAUAAAAUGGGCAGUCUUAAACUUAUUUCUAAGAUAGGAAUAUGAAUUUUAAUAAUUAGUUUAAAUAAAACAUGAAUGGAAAUAUGUUUAGAGAUAAUGAAUAAAACCACUGCUAAAAUGAAAAGAAUUCAUAAAAUGUCAAAGAAAUUAUGAAUUUAAUAUCUAACAGAACAAAUGGUUGCUAAGCUUAAUUCUUGCAAAAUUUAGAAAGCAUGCUAAUUAACACAAAAGAAAUUUUUUAAAAUCUUAGCUUUGAAAAUGCCUUCAUGGAUAAAUAAUACCCUUUAUAAUUAGAACAAUUAGAUGAAAUUCAAUUUUCUAAAUUAAUUGAAUAUUCUAAAUUCCCUAACUAAUUCUAAUUUACUAAAAUAGAUGAUAAUGACAAAAACAAAGAAAAAAAGGAUGCAAAUUCAAAUUAAGAUUUGAUUAACUUUGAAAGUACCAAUUAUCAAAAAUCAUAACAUUUUAAAUUAAAAUUAGAACAUAAUUCAAUUCUUAUUGAUAAUACUAACAAAUGCUACCAAGGAUAAAUAGUAACAAGCACUUCAUUAAAUAUUUAAAAGAUUUACUAAUUUAGAAUGUCUUUUAACAAAUCUUUUGUAAAUAACAUGCUAUAUUUUGGACUGAUAUCUUCAAAUGAUAAAGACACUAAAUCUCUUAAAGAUAUAGAGCAAGGAUUUACAUUUUCUAAUCUUAGCAAUAAGAAACCAAGUCUCAUAUUUGGACCAGGAUUUUAAGAAGAAAACAUAAAAAUAGAAGUAAGAGUAAAUCUAAAAAAUGGUACUAUGCAUAUCUUCUAAUAUCCUGAAUACUCAAGCAUAUAUGUUUAGAGUUUAGAAAAUAUUAGGGAACAAUAAAAUAUUCACUUUGGUAUUUAAUAUUAAACUGAGUAAUAAUUUAAAAUAAAGCUAUUUGACAAUUAAAUACUCGAAAUAUGA
Tetrahymena thermophila SB210 is the source of this 1746-nucleotide messenger RNA. RefSeq lists its product as hypothetical. The record is from RefSeq and is a predicted model, not a curated record. Lineage: Eukaryota; Ciliophora; Oligohymenophorea; Hymenostomatida; Tetrahymenidae. The transcript has a single exon.